Molecule: messenger RNA, 2364 nt
Organism: Miniopterus natalensis
Lineage: Eukaryota; Metazoa; Chordata; Mammalia; Chiroptera; Miniopteridae
Source: RefSeq, a predicted model, not a curated record
UGAGUUUUCAUAGUUUCUUAACAUUUUGAUUAGACAGACAAUUAAGCAUGAAGAAUUUAGAUAGAUUUUUCCUUUUGUCUAAAAUCUGUAUUGCUGAUUGCCAUUUGAGGGUACCUGUAAGACUGGCCGUAUAGGCUGACUGUUGUUUCUCUUGUUAUUAAUAAGUGUUUUUACUUCUCUCCCAAUCUCUCUAGGCAGUUCAGUUAACCCCCAGGCGGUGGCUGAACCUGCAGGAGUACCAGAGCAAGAAGCUGAUGGCUGACAACGGAGUGAAAGUGCAGAGAUUCUUUGUAGUGGACAACGCGAGCGAAGCUCUGGAGGCCGCUAAGAAACUGAAUGCAAAAGAAAUUGUUUUAAAAGCUCAGAUCUUAGCCGGAGGAAGAGGCAAAGGCACGUUCAGUAGCGGUUUGCAAGGAGGCGUUCACUUAACAAGAGACCCUAAAGUUGUGGGACAGUUGGCUAAACAGAUGAUUGGAUAUAAUCUAACAACGAAACAGACUCCAAAGGAAGGUGUGAAAGUCAACAAGGUGAUGGUUGCCGAAGCCUUGGACAUUUCCAGGGAGACCUACUUUGCGAUUCUGAUGGACCGGUCCUGCAACGGCCCCGUGCUAGUGGGCAGCCCCCAGGGGGGCGUUGACAUUGAAGAGGUGGCAGCUUCGAAUCCAGAACUUAUUUUUAAGGAGCAGAUUGACAUCAUUGAAGGUAUAAAGGACAGCCAAGCACAGCGGAUGGCGGAAAAUCUAGGCUUCCUUGGGCCUUUGAGAAACCAGGCUGCAGACGAAAUUAAGAAGCUAUAUAACCUUUUCCUGAAAAUUGAUGCUACUCAGGUGGAAGUGAACCCCUUUGGUGAAACUCCAGAAGGACAAGUUGUCUGUUUUGAUGCCAAGAUAAACUUUGAUGACAACGCAGAAUUCCGACAGAAAGACAUAUUUGCAAUGGACGACAAAUCAGAAAACGAGCCCAUUGAGAAUGAAGCUGCCAGAUAUGAUCUAAAAUACAUAGGAAUGGAUGGGAACAUAGCCUGCUUCGUGAAUGGCGCGGGACUCGCCAUGGCUACCUGCGAUGCCCUUUUCCUGCAUGGUGGGAAGCCAGCCAACUUCUUGGAUCUCGGUGGUGGCGUCAAGGAAACUCAAGUAUAUCACGCCUUCAAACUGCUCACAGCCGAUCCUAAGGUGGAAGCCAUCCUUGUCAAUAUUUUUGCUGGAAUUGUCAACUGUACCAUCGUUGCCAAUGGGAUCACCAAGGCCUGCCGGGAGCUGGAACUUAAGGUGCCCCUGGUGGUCCGGCUGGAAGGAACCAAUGCCCGCGAGGCCCAGAACAUACUCAACAACAGCGGGCUCCCCAUUACCUCGGCCGUCGACCUGGAGGAUGCAGCCAAGAAGGCCGUGGCCAGCGUGGCAAAGAAGUGAUCCUUCGUCCUGGUCCCUGGAGGAAGAGGUCCAUUUGCUGUGAAAGGGGUGGUUCUCUCUUCACUGUGAAAGAAAUGGUUAUCUCACUGGGGUAAAACAUGGGAAGGGGAGAAACAAGAAUCAUUGUAUGAAAAAUCUUAAUUCCCCAUCUUCUUGAACCAGAUGUCUGUACAGCCUGAAUAACCUGAUUUCACUUAUGUCUUCACUAAAUUAGCGCCCUGUGUUCUCGCACCUUUCUGUCACCGUGAGCCUGCUCAGUAGACAUGGUGUUGCUGGCUUUGGGGAGCAGCCUGUGUGGCCAAAGAGAUCCCCAUUCACUGCCCGCAGCUUUGGUGGACAUUUAAUCCUGUAUAAUAAAAAACUCACAGGCCUUAAAACUACAUUUAACAGAUUAACUCUCAAAAAGGCGCCGCUAAGACAGUCAGACAAAUAGCAGUUACACACUAUCAGUUUUUCCAAGUUUCUGAUUCCAGCCCUUGUAUGGAAAAUCCAUGAACAUUCCAAAGUAUAUUUUACAAUGGAGGGUCCACACUCCUGUGUGAUAGUCCAUCCAUGGAUUCUACCAUCUGCCUUAAUAUUGAAUAUACUCCUUACCUCACUGAAAAAAUAAUUCCACAAGCCUUUUUUGUGAUUUUUUAGAAGAUUUCAUUUAAUGUGAAAACUGGAGAGAGCUGAUUCUUGUGGAAAUGUCUGUAAUUAAACACAUUCCAAGAUGUAAUUAAGACAUUCCAAGAGGAGACAUCACUGUAAUUUUAUUGUGAGUGUAUCAUUUCCCCCCCACCCCCACCCUUCCUGGUCCCCAUAAUCUACCAGCUUGGGAAAUGUAAUUAAGGGAGUGGGUUUUUCCAUAAUGUUCAUUUGUGGGGAGGGGAAUGAAUUAGGUUUAGGAUGAUAUUUUGCUAAAUCUUUAUUUGUACACAAAUUUAAAUAAAAUUCUAUGUUUUGUAAGCUCUAA